Megalopta genalis is the source of this 7212-nucleotide messenger RNA. RefSeq names its product protogenin B. Gene Ontology annotation, biological process: cell-cell adhesion. The record is from RefSeq and is a predicted model, not a curated record. Gene Ontology annotation, molecular function: protein binding. Lineage: Eukaryota; Metazoa; Arthropoda; Insecta; Hymenoptera; Halictidae.
UAACAAAACAUUCUAUCGAGUGGCCAUACCCUGUCACAAAACGUGGUGGUAGCAGUGGUAAAAGAUGGCAAGAAACGAACGAAUCGCGUGCUAAUGCGAACGAAGCUAAUCGAGUAUCAUUCGCGACGGCCGUGCAGUUCUCGGUAUUGUCGACGUCCUCGAGAUCUCGGUGACGAUAUACUGUUUCGCAUAGAGAUGAUGUGAGAAGCCGAGACGAACAUCGAAGGGGGGUAAGAGUUCGGCGAACGGAACGGCCGAAAACUCUUGCAGCCGAUGUCAAACAUGCGGCGACCAAUUUCGCGGAAAAGUCUACCGAAUCGACGGCGUGUUUCGGUUGAGAUUUAUCAGUGAAACCAGUGCCAAUGAGCGUGAAUAUAUGGCGGCGCGAGUACUUUUACUGAGCAUCUUGUUUACAGAAGUGCUAAAGCCCGCUUGUGUCGCAGGUGUCAAAGAAAUUGGAGCUGGUUUACACAACAUAAACAUUUCAAAACCAGAAAGCUUCAAUACUAGUCCAACCAAAGGUUCUGGUGUAACGUUAGAAAUUCAACCCAGUGGUCAUGUGAUAUUAGGGAAAAAAGGGAUUAUACUUAGUUGUAUAGCUGGUUCAAAUCAGAAUGUAUCUUGGCUACACAAUGGGGUAUCAGCACCGCCGUGUGGUAUUGCACGCUGUACUCUUCUACGAAAUGGCUCUCUUCACUUACACAAGAUGGUGCAGAAAUUUAAAGAAAAAAACAAUACCACAGUUAAUUUUAGGGAUUAUAUCAAAGACGAGUACCGUUGUGUAGCACAUACUAAUUUAGGACUUUUACGAUCAUCUCCUACAUUUAUACAAAUAGCUGAACUUGCCCAUAUAUUUAAAGAAUCACCUGAAAAUAUAACUGUAUACGAAGGUGAAGUAGCAAGACUGUCUUGCUUAAUAGAUAGUGUUCCUUUUCCUCCUAAUAUCACAUGGCAGCAUAAUGGAGAAAAAUUGUUGCCCAACCAUAAUAACUCAAAUAGUAGGUAUUUUAUGGUACCACCAGGUGUUCUGUACAUAAAAGCAACGAAGUUAUCAGAUGCUGGUUCAUAUAGAUGCAUAGUAAAUAAUGAAUUCCUAAAGAAAACCAAAAAAAGUAAAGAGGCAAAAUUAACCGUUAUCGCUCGGCUAGAGGGUAAUGGAUCGCAUACGCUACCAUUCUUGUUUCCGCAAGUUUCGUAUAAUCAUUGGUUGCUAAAUGGAACAAGUCUUAGUUUAGCAUGUGCUGCAUCUGGAUAUCCAUCUCCACUUAUGACGUGGACAUUUAUUCCUCGCUAUACUGAUACUCAAAAUGUUGCACAACCUCGCAUUUUGCUUAAUUCUAGUAUUGGAAUUAGUAUAUUGUCAUUGGUAAACGUGAGUGUGUCCGAUGCAGGAAUUUAUCUAUGUUCUACAAAAACCAUUGUUACAAACAAUUUGGAGAUUCAGAAUAUUACAGUGGACAUUUUGGUACCACCAACGUUUUUGAAAACGCCUAAAAGCCAAGUAUGUCCAAAUGGAAGAACCGCACGAUUUGAGUGUCAAGCACAGGGGUUGCCUAUGCCUAAAAUAUAUUGGUUAAAAGACUCACUAAAUAUUACAAUGAACGGACGUAGGACUACAUAUAUAAAAGAACAUAAUAAAACGGAGUUAGCAAUAUCAGCAACGGUUCCUUCAGAUUCUGGUAUUUAUCAAUGCGUUGCUGUGAACUCAGCUGGUGAAAUUUGGGCCGCAGGUCGGCUUCAAGUGAACACGUCUCGUAAUAGUCCUGCUGCACCUACCUCUCUGAAAUGUAAAGCUGUAUCACCAGUUAAAAUUUUUAUUUCCUGGGCUCCACCAAAGUCUCUACCAUACACCAGUAUUACAGCUUAUACCGUCCAUUACAGUCCCGUAGAAGGAGGAAAGGAAGAAGUUUCACCGCCAGAACCCGGUAAUUCUACGGAGGUGGAAGUGACGAAGCUUCUCGAACCGUUUACUAAUUACUCUUUCUACAUACGAGUGUGGAACAAUAAUGGUCCCAGUGACCAGUCAGCCACCAUUUUGUGUUCUACAGCUCCAAGUGUUCCUAUAAGUGUACCAAAAGUAAAAGUGAAUAUAAUUAGUAGUACAAAAUUAAAUGUAUCAUGGGAACCACUCACUAAAAAGGAGGCUCGUGGUAUCAUCGAACAAUACAAAUUACAGUGCAGAAGACACGAACAUCCAUCAUCUCGUGUUCUUUCUUUACCUGCUAGCGUUGAAUCUUAUGUACUUUCUGAUUUAAUACCUGGUGCACAAUAUGAUCUACGAGUACAAGCAAAAACAACUGUAGGCUGGCCUAAUAUGAGCGAGUCGCAGUUAGAAUGGACGACUGUGACUAUGCCAUUUGCAGAAUCAAUUGUUAUCAAAAACGUCGUGGAUAUGCAAGUAUGGCUUAUAAAUUCUUCGAUUGUGAAGGUGGAAUGGAAAAUUAAUAUUAAAGAAAAUAAUAAAAUUAAAUCAGAAUUUGAUCGUUGGCAAAUAUAUUGUGAAAAUCAAAAUGGACAGAAAAUCACAAGUAUUUUUUUACCACAAAAUAUUACUGAACAUGUAUUUACUAAUCUUGAUGUAAAUGUUUCAUAUACAGUGGGUUUGUGUAUGAUAAGCUCUGACGAAGCGACCAGCUGCCUAACAAAGAAGAUAGAAACUGUCCCACCAGAUGCAAAUAAUAUUCCAAUGGCCUUGGAAGCUAUUCCUGUUUCACCUACUUCCAUAAAUGUAACAUGGUCAUUGAGUGACGCGCAUAAAGUCGAUUCUUUCGAACUAUGCUACCAGGCGAUUCAUACUACAAAUUUCGAUGGUCCCAAAUGUAUCAUAUUAAACUUUACGAAAGCGAGCGUUGAUAAACUUAAACCAUUUACGCUAUAUCAAUUUAAAGUAAGAGCCAUUCGAAACAACCCUAGCCAAAGCAGUUUCUAUAGUGAAGCUAUUGAAUGUUAUACAAAUGAAGACAUUCCUGGAAAAGUAGAGGAGGUACAAUGGUUUUUGGUGAACAAUACAAAAGUUCGAAUCGCGUGGAAAGAAACAAGCAAUAUAAAUGGCAUAAUACAAAAUUAUUUUGUUAUGUACACCACGGAUUUAAUGGAUUCGAAGACUACGUGGAAAAACAUGACGGUACCUGGUAACAAAACAUCGGCGAUCUUACUAGAGUUGACACCGGGGAAACGAUAUUUCGUUAUGGUCCGGGCAUCCACAAAAGCCGGUUAUGGUAAACCUUCCGUGCCUAUCGAUAUCAUCACCAGUGGCGGUCCAUCGAAGGUACCUAAUCCACCGGAUGAACAAAAGCCGCCGCAAAACAUAAAACCAGAUCAAAGCCUUGGAGUGAUUCUUGGUGCAAGUAUAAGCAUCGGAUUUAUUACGAUCUGCUUGUGUAGCAUGUAUUGUCGGAGGAAAUGGGAAAAUGCUCGUAUUUUGAGAGACAAUACGCAGGCAAUGAAAGGACGUUCAUUGGUACGUAAUGGUAAUAGAUGUUGCGUGGACGAGUCCUCUACAUCGGUGAGCCAACAAAUGAAUACUAGGGUAACACCCAAUGAAAUCGAACUUGCUGUUCUUUGCCCAUCGUCUCCGGUUGCAACGAACCCACAUUUGGAUACAAAGGGUGGGAAGUCUAAUGGGAUCCUGGAAUCCUGCGCAAAGGAACCUUUGCUAACGUCAUGGGAUGUGAAUGGCGAUCCUAAGGAUAUCGAAGUAACUAAAAGUUCACAGUACAAAACAAAGGACAGCGCUGUCUUCGUGAAACAGACGUCAGAGCACGAACUGGAGCCAGAUUUGGAGGGCACACAGCUCACGAUGGUCAAUUGUACUUUAGGCAGUAGCAGUAGCAGUUUAAACAACAACUCGGGAUGCCCGGAUGGAGAUACAUCCUUGUCGAAGUCUAUGUGUAUAUCUGUUCCAGCGCUGGGACCAAACGGAUGAAAGCUGUGGUCGAUACGAUUCAGUAUUCACAUUUUCUUCCUCUGUUACUGUGCAACAGGUAGGAUACAAAAAAUUUUUCCCGUGGUUUGAAUCAACGUGUACACAAGGUGUAUACGAACACACAUGUGUACGCGUGGGUUAAAAAGUAACAAGAAUGAAAUUCUCGAAGUAGUAGGAAGCAAUGCAAGUUACUACACUUUACGAAUUGAGUAUGGUACAGUUUGUAAAUGAAAAUACUGAAACAUUCUGGUAAGUAAUGUAAAUAAUAGUGUCGUACAAAUAAGUGCGUCGAAUCUGAACACACAGACUAUUGUAAAUAACAUUUUCAAGCAAGUUACGUCUAUUGAAAAACACUGAGAAGUAUUCCUGUAUUAAUGAUUUGGUAAGAAAUCUAAUAAUGAUUCUUAGAUUUCGUGUUCUGUUGAAAAGUACUGUGCUACGGAUAAAUCAUGCGAAUGAUACUUAAUAUUCAUUAGCUAACUUGCUCAUACACGCGAGUAGAUAGAUGCCCAUGAAAGGGUUGACUAUGAAAUUAAGAAUGAGAUAGUGGGACGGGAAGAGGAUUCUUGAUGCUUCUGUAAAUAGAUUUAACUAUUAAUCUGUGAAUAUGUUUAUAAGAUAGGAGUAUCAUGUUUCUCAAUGAUAGCGAAAGAUAGGUAAAUAAUGCAUUCCUUUUAUGCUAGGGAGGACAAAAUUAUUGAUAAUAUUCAGGUACAGGUAUGGCCUAAAUUAAUUCAUGAUAUGUGUUGCUUCUGAAAAGAGCAAUAGUAUUGAUCAUUCCACACUCUUAAGUUUUCCAUUAGCCACAUGGAAAUUGUCAAGAAAAAGUUUUUUAAUUAAGCAAUUAAAAAGAGAAAACUAAUCAGAUCUUAAUCUAUUCAAAAUAGAGCUAGAACUUAGAUUUGCUUUUUUAUGUCAGUGCUAUCAAGCCGAAUGUAUAGCAUUUAUUAAACUUUGGCGGAUAUUUAUUCUAUCAAAGAGUCGAAUGUUAUCAAACACUUUUUUAAAAAGGAGACACUCGAGACGUUGGUAUUAAUUUAACAAAGUCUUGUUUAUAUUAUACGUCUAAUCACUGUAUUAUAGACUACUGCAGCAUAUAGAAGGAGCAGGAAAAAAUACGAUUACAGUUUUUAAAAAAAGAAAUUCUAAAUUUUUUAGCACCAUGUACAAAACUUCGUCGUAAAUACCAUGUAGUUUUAAAAGAUAUAUUAAAACGCGUACAUAGUAAUUGGAUAAUAUCAGCACAGUUAUAUUCUAAAUAUUUUUUCCUGUUCACGUCGUCAGUUUACGUAUGACAAAGACAAAUCUUACGUUGUACAAGACAUUUAAAGUUAACUACAUCAUACAAAGGGAAGAACGAAACAAAACUACAAAACAUAUUCCAGACUGGUGCAUGUUACCAUGACAGAGAUGAAACCCAACACAGUACCUGAUAGAAAUAAGCUAUAUCUUUUAGAGUGAGACGUAGAUAUGUCAUGUUAUUAUUGUACCUCCAUUAAUUGUUAUUUAUUACAUUUUACACGUUCAGUAGUACCCAAAAUGAUCACAUUACACUGAAUCAUGCAAUAACGUAGUCACUACAAGCACAGUAUGAGAAAUCAUGUAAAGAUAGUGUUCCGUUUCAAGAUGGACCUUUUUAUUAGAUGUUUAGAAAGUGCUGAGCAUAGCUGUUCCAAACAUGUUCAACACUUUACAAGCAACUUUUGAAAUGGUGUAUCCUGAAAUAGAACAUAUAGAAUUAAAUCAAUCUGCACAUGCUAGAGAUUUUUACCAUAUUAUAUUUAUUGUACAGAUUUCUACAUCUUUAUACGAAAUAAUUUGUUAAAUAUUAUAAUUUGAUAUCAGUUCUACAAAAGAAAAAGAAUAAUUCUGCCUUACGUUAAAGACAUGUUACUAUUAAUACAGAUUUUUUAUAUAGAACACACUCUGCAGCUAUACAUUUCUAGGUGUAAAAUAUGAUUUACUUAUUUAUUAUUCAAACUCAAUAUUAAUAGACUAUAACAAGACUUCGAGAGUGAAAUAGUUACAAGAUCUGAUUGAUUUAGAAAAGAGAGAGAAAGAAAAAGAAAAGAAAAAAUAGAAGAUAAUUUUACUUGCACAUUGUGUAAUAACAUUUGUUAGAUAUUAUACGAUCACAUUUUUUAUCAGAAUCUCAUUUCAUACAACGCAGUAGCUAUUUAUUCUUUACAUUAAAACACAACAAAUCUGAUUUGUUGCAAGCAUACAUUUCACAGACAGAAUUUGCUUGUUCUGUGAUUUUUUUAUUUAAACAAUUUGUUUUCCAUUUGUUAUCGUAUUUAACAUGAACCUGUUACAUUUUACGUUACUGACAUAUAGUGGUAUACUUUUAUAUUUGUUGAAAGUAUUUGUUACUCUUCUUAGAGUUGAAUGGAGGACACGAGAAUUGAUAAUAUAAUCGGUAGGCAAUUAAUUAACUUCGAUCGCUUAUAAAUUUGUUUUCCUUUUGCAUUGAACUCUCUUCAAAUAUUUCGAUAUAUCUUUCGCACUGUAUGUAUAUGUUAAUUAUUAAGCUUGUACAAUUUUAUAAUAUUGACGGAAUUUUAAUAAUUCUAAGGAGAAAGGUAUUAUUGUUUUUAUGGAUAAAAGAAAAGAAAAGAAAAUGAUAGUUCAAAAGCGUUGAUAGAUGAUGGAGAAAAAGAUAAUUAAUAUAGCGACGAAUGCUUGCGGCGAAUAUUAUGCUCUAUCUCAUUAAAGAAAAAAAAAAUGACGUGGUUUUUUUACUGUAUACGAAUUUUAACGAUUGAUUUUAUAGAUUUUGUAAGGGAAGUGAAUGAAUAUAGGUUUAUAAACACUUUUGAUCAUUUUAUUCUUAGUAACAUAAUGAUGUACUAGGUAUAUUUAAGUGCAGCAACAUUUCAACUGCCAUUAAUACUUUUUUACCGGAAAUUUUUUCAUUCUUUUGUACUUUGCAUAAAAAUCUUCCAUUUUGAUAAACCGUUUAUCGAAUUUAUAAGAAACCAAUAAUUAUGUAUAUCAAUGAAACAGUUCGUGGUACUGUAAACGUUUUUCAACUAACUGUGUGGAUGUGAUAAGUUGUAGACUUCGUAGAAAACGACGAAAAAAGGAAAAGCAGAAAAUAGAGUCGCCGUGCUAAGUGUUCAAUUAACUUCUAAAUGAACGAAUUAAUAAUUGCAGUAUUGAAGUACAAAGCAAUAAACAUCUUAUCUGUAAACUGCAGAUAGCAGGAACAAGUAUUGUAAAUGUCAUGUUUAGAGUAGAACGAUUUGUAUAAAAGAGAAAUACAUACAUACUUGGAAUUGAGGCUA